This is a messenger RNA of Lampris incognitus (smalleye Pacific opah), 1170 nucleotides long. RefSeq names its product growth differentiation factor 11 (gene gdf11). The record is from RefSeq and is a predicted model, not a curated record. Gene Ontology annotation, cellular component: extracellular region. The coding region runs from base 1 to 1170 and encodes 389 amino acids. Lineage: Eukaryota; Metazoa; Chordata; Actinopteri; Lampriformes; Lampridae. The transcript has 3 exons. Gene Ontology annotation, biological process: SMAD protein signal transduction. Gene Ontology annotation, molecular function: cytokine activity; growth factor activity.
AUGUCAAGGUACAACUUUUUGCUGUGCUUGAUGGUUCUGAUGUCUCUGGGACAGUCGGGCAGCGACGAGCCUCAUCUGCUGCUGCCUCCUGCCAGCGAGAUGCCCACGGACCCCGGGCUGUCGCUCAUGGACGAAGAAGCAGCUGCUCACGAGUGUUCCGCGUGCGUGUGGAGGGAGCAGAGCAAAGUCCUGAGACUGGAAACCAUCAAAUCCCAAAUCCUGAGCAAGUUGCGUCUGAAACAGGCGCCCAACAUAAGCCGCGAGGUGGUGAACCAGCUGCUGCCGAAAGCCCCGCCGCUUCAGCAGCUCCUGGACCACCACGAUUUCCAAGGAGACGCGUCAUCCCAGGAUGAGUUUAUGGAGGAGGACGAAUAUCACGCCACCACAGAGUCCGUUAUCACGAUGGCCUCCGAGCCGGAACCACUGGUCCAGAUCGAUGGGAAACCCAGCUGCUGCUUCUUCAAAUUCAGCCCCAAGCUGAUGUUUACCAAGGUCCUGAAGGCCCAGCUGUGGGUGUACCUGCGACCGCUGCAGCAAACCUCGACUGUCUAUCUGCAGAUCCUUCGACUCAAGCCCGUCACAGAGCAGGGCAGCCGCCACAUUCGCAUCCGCUCUCUGAAGAUUGAACUCAACUCCCGCGUGGGCCACUGGCAGAGCAUUGACUUUAAGCAUGUGCUGCAGAACUGGUUCAAACAGCCCCACACUAACUGGGGGAUCGACAUCAACGCCUUCGACGAGAGCGGCAAUGACCUGGCGGUCACCUCACUGCGACCCGGCGAGGAGGGGCUGCAGCCAUUCCUGGAGGUGAAAGUUCUCGAGACGACCAAACGCUCUCGGAGAAACCUCGGCCUCGACUGUGACGAACACUCCACCGAGUCUCGCUGCUGCCGCUACCCCCUGACAGUGGAUUUUGAGGCAUUCGGCUGGGACUGGAUCAUUGCCCCCAAGCGCUACAAAGCCAACUAUUGCUCUGGCCAGUGCGAGUAUAUGUUUAUGCAGAAAUACCCACACACCCACCUGGUGCAGCAUGCCAACCCUCGGGGCUCCGCUGGGCCCUGUUGUACCCCAACCAAGAUGUCACCAAUCAACAUGCUCUACUUCAACGACAAGCAACAGAUCAUCCACGGCAAGAUCCCGGGCAUGGUGGUGGAUCGAUGCGGCUGCUCGUAG